This is a messenger RNA of Jatropha curcas, 1011 nucleotides long. RefSeq names its product arabinogalactan protein 31 (gene AGP31). Lineage: Eukaryota; Viridiplantae; Streptophyta; Magnoliopsida; Malpighiales; Euphorbiaceae. Gene Ontology annotation, cellular component: cell periphery. The record is from RefSeq and is a predicted model, not a curated record.
UUUUCACCAUCUUCCCUUCUCUCUCUGUUUGAGCUUCCAUUAAAGAAAGAAAAAAAAAUGGGGCUUGGCGUAGCUAAAGCUCUUGUUCUGCUGCAGGUUUCACUAUUAUGCUUCACUGCUUUUAGCGAUGAAGAGGUAGAAGCUGUGUCGCCUAUCCCAGCUUUGCCACCGAAUCACCACCAUCACCAUCACCACAACCAUGUUCACCCACCGAGUCAUGCCCCUGUUGUCUCUCCCAUGCAUGCUCCAGCUCAUGCACCCGUUCACCCACCAAAGCCGCACCCACACCCACACCCAUCGGUUCAGCCUCCCAUGCACUCUCCAAAACCACACCUACCGGUUAAACCACCAGUUCACCCUCCCGUACACUCUGCACCACCAAAGCCAUUACCACAUCCACACCCACACCCACCAGUUAAACCACCAGCUGAGGCACCGAUCUACCACUUCGAAAGAAGCUUUGUUUCCGUGCAAGGGGUUGUUUAUUGCAAGUCAUGCAAAUAUUCUGGAGUUGAAACUCUCUUGGGAGCUUCACCACUUUCUGGUGCAACAGUAAAACUGCAGUGCAAUAAUACAAAAUACCCACUAGAAGCCAAGGCUACAACGGACAAAAAUGGUUACUUCUUCCUUGAAGCACCAAAGAGUAUCACCAACUUCGGGGCCCACAAAUGCAAGGUGUCAUUAGUCUCUGCACCAAACACCGCUUGCAGCAAGCCAACCGACCUCCACGGCGGAGUUAGUGGUGGCUUGUUGAGGCCGGAGAAGAAAUAUAUUUCAAAUAAGCUUCCGUUUGUUCUGUUUACAGUUGGACCAUUUGCCUUUGAACCCAAGUGCCCUCGUUAAAUUAAUGAAUAACCAAUAAUGUGUUAUGUACUCGUGAAGUUAAAUUUAUGAAUCAAUGUCCCAACAAGUCUUACUUUAAUUAUAGUGUGCUUCUUUCGGCUGUAAGUGUGUCGAUGUAUUAAUUCAUCUUUGUGGGAAAUAAAUGAUAGUAUUAGCAUCUUUAGAUCA